This is a messenger RNA of Toxorhynchites rutilus septentrionalis, 2035 nucleotides long. RefSeq names its product probable basic-leucine zipper transcription factor R. Gene Ontology annotation, biological process: regulation of transcription by RNA polymerase II. Lineage: Eukaryota; Metazoa; Arthropoda; Insecta; Diptera; Culicidae. The record is from RefSeq and is a predicted model, not a curated record. The transcript is spliced from 2 exons. Gene Ontology annotation, molecular function: RNA polymerase II cis-regulatory region sequence-specific DNA binding; DNA-binding transcription factor activity. The coding region runs from base 221 to 1699 and encodes 492 amino acids.
UCUGUCAACAAGAGAAGAAUAAAAAGAAGGAAAAAACAUAAAUUAUUUUUCCCUAGUAUUGUUGCUCUCAUUUCAAAAUAUUUAAGAAAAUAUGUGAAUUGUAUUAUAAUUCCACCGUUCGAAAGUCCGGAUUGAAACGAAUUCACAGUGGAUUCGAUAGAUCACUCGGGGUGCAACUUGAAUUUGCUGUUCUGGGACUGUGUAAAUCAUAAACAUACAAAUGGAAGCAAACUGUAUUAAACCCGAAGAUGAUCCGGACAUCCUUGCGGAGGACAACACACGACCAUCGUUGCCGGAAGAUUUUCCCAACUUUCGAUAUUUCCAGAUUGAGAAAAUGGUACAACAUUUCCGAGUGGUUACAGAUGGUUCGGAACAACGACUCCGACUGGGGUUUAAGUGUAAAAUAUGCAGCGAGGUGUUCAACAAGACGAUGCAGCUCUUGGGACACAUUCGGAACCAUUUCGAAGAGAAUCACAGUUGUAGAGAUUGUGGAAAGUAUUUCUUUGACACCAACAAACUUCAUAUCCACAAAAGGGCAAAGCAUACUCAAGCGUUAAAGUGUCAACUGGGAUGUCCAAGUUAUACUACUUCCAACAUAAAAUGUCUUCAAACACACUAUUUGCGUUAUCACUGUUUGAAGAUCCGACCGAGAGAAAUGAAAAAGUUGGAAGAAACGUUUGGCCCUUUUCAUCAGUCGGUUAAAAAUGAUAAAAUUAGGAUACAACGAGAACAAAUUGUCGACAAACAGCGACAAUUCGUUGCAGUGCAGUUGCAGCCGAAAGAUGAAGAAGAAGAAGAAGAAGAGGAGGAAGAAACACAAGAACAAGAACAAGAGGCGGAUCAAGAACAAGAUGAUGAAGAUUUCUACGAAUACGAAGAUGUAGGUCAAACGGUGGAGUGUUGUGUCUGUGACGUGUACAUUCCUAGUGAGGAUGACCUUCAAGUACACGAAGAAACCCACAGUAGUCCGUAUACUUGCAAAAUUUGUUCGACUUCCUUCGAACAGCUGUGUGACGCGCGUAAUCAUUAUGACGCUCAUGAAAAAACUCAAGUUAUGCAGAGUCCCGUGCAGAUGCAUACCGUAACUGUUGCACCAGUUGCAGCAGUACAGCAUCAAACCCAGCACGCAUCGAUUCCGUUGGUAACCACAGCAGGUCAGCAACAUAAUCCUACUCCAAAUGUAACCACGAUGAUCAUCAUGCAUAACGGAACUCCCAUACUGGUGCCAGUACAAACCUUCGACAGCAAUCAGCUGGUUCCAGCGUUCCAAUCUCAGCAGAUACCUACACAAAUCAACGCCCAACCUGCAACCGCCACAACUACAAUCACCCCCAUUAGUACAGCUUGGCCAAUAAAUCAGCUGCUUCCCGUGAACAAUCAAAUCGAAAUCAUUCCGAUCCAUUCGGCGACGCAGGUGUCUGCAGGCACGGCUGGAACCAGCUCAACAGCCACACUGAACCCAGCGGCAGCGCAUGCAAUCCCAAUCCAGAACAUUAUCAACGUUCGACAUGAUCAAAACGCCCCAGGAGGAAUCGUUAUUACUCCCGUCGCGACAAUGGAUCAAAAUUAUCUAAGACAGCAACAAGUCCUCCAAGCACAGUUGCAAUUACAACAUCAGCAACAGCAGCAGCAGCAACAACAACAACAACAGCUGCAGCAGCAGACACAACAGAAACAACAUUACCAAACCCAGUCCUAGGUUUGUUUGUGCAUCGUAGGAGAUGAAAAUUGCUGUGAGGACACAGCAAUCAUUGUUGGAUGCUUUCCCGUUUCGGAACAGACGAAAGAUACGUUAUAUCGAGGACCCAAACGAUGGAAGUAUACCAUAUCACGGUAUUUGACAAAAAAAAAAAGAUAGUGAUUCUAGUAGUCAAUAAAAUGUAUCGAAUCGAGUUAGUAUUGUUCCGCUUUUCGAUAUUGAGUUAUCAUUAUUUCUGAUAGUUUAUUAUUAUGAUUAUUAUUAUUAUAUUUAAUUUAGUGAACAUAAUCGGUGCACGUAUCAUUGGAAAUAAAAGUACGUUUUAUAUGUACAAAA